UCGUGUAGUUUCUAUAUAUAGGUCACACUAGCUCUGUUUUUCCUUCCUCUCUGUUUUCUUCUCGUUUUUGGUUUGCCAUUGUCCAUCUUCUUCUUCUCUUCCUCUUCGCACAAAGCAGCAAGCAUCCUUGAGAUGGAAACUUUCCUCUUCACCUCAGAAUCUGUAAACGAAGGCCAUCCCGACAAGCUGUGUGACCAGGUUUCAGAUGCCAUCCUAGAUGCAUGCUUGGAGCAAGACCCAGAAAGCAAGGUUGCUUGCGAGACCUGUACAAAAACUAACAUGGUUAUGGUCUUUGGUGAGAUUACAACCAAGGCCAGCGUGAACUACGAGAAAAUAGUUCGAGACACUUGCAAAGGCAUUGGGUUUGUGUCACCAGAUGUUGGUCUUGAUGCUGACAACUGCAAAGUUCUGGUCAACAUUGAGCAACAGAGCCCUGAUAUUGCUCAAGGAGUUCACGGUCAUAUGACCAAGAAACCUGAGGAAAUUGGUGCUGGUGACCAAGGCCACAUGUUUGGUUAUGCUACAGACGAAACACCUGAGUUAAUGCCACUCACUCAUGUGCUUGCUACUAAACUUGGUGCCAGGCUCACUGAGGUGAGAAAGAACAAAACAUGCCCCUGGCUGAGGCCAGAUGGUAAAACCCAAGUGACAGUUGAGUACAAGAACGAUGGUGGAGCCAUGAUUCCUAUUCGGGUUCACACAGUUCUCAUCUCAACUCAGCAUGAUGAAACUGUCACAAAUGAACAAAUUUCUAAAGAAUUGAAAGAGCAUGUGAUCAAACCUGUCAUCCCAGCUAAAUACCUUGAUGAUAAGACCAUCUUCCACCUCAACCCCUCUGGUAGGUUUGUGAUUGGUGGACCCCAUGGAGAUGCAGGACUCACUGGAAGGAAGAUCAUUAUCGACACCUAUGGUGGUUGGGGUGCUCAUGGUGGUGGUGCCUUCUCCGGCAAGGACCCAACCAAGGUUGAUAGGAGUGGUGCAUACAUUGUUAGGCAAGCAGCCAAGAGCGUGGUAGCUUCAGGGCUUGCACGACGUUGCAUUGUGCAGGUUUCUUAUGCAAUUGGAGUUCCAGAGCCACUUUCUGUGUUUGUAGACACAUACCAAACGGGGAAGAUUCCAGACAAGGACAUAUUGGCUCUAAUUAAGGAGAAAUUUGAUUUCAGGCCAGGAAUGAUAGCAAUCCAUCUUGAUCUCAUGAGAGGAGGCAACUUCAGGUACCAGAAAACUGCUGCUUAUGGGCAUUUUGGACGUGACGAUCCUGAUUUCACUUGGGAGACCGUGAAGAUCCUCAAGCCUAACGCUUGAGUUAGCCACCCAUUACGGUGUUCAUUGCUACAAGUGGUUAUCAUCGUAGCCAUCUUUCGGAUUUUGGGUAAAAGGGAAAUAAAAAAAAUAAAAAAAGAAGCUUCAAUGCGUACAUCUCUUAUUGACGAUACGUUUCACAGCUUGGACGAGAAAAAGGAGUAGACAUUAGCACAAUAGGAGAGCAUGCACCAUUAGCUACCUCUUUGGUUUUAUUGCUUAAUUUAAAUUUAAUUCUGUACUGCGAUCAAUCCUUGCGUGUUGGUGUUGUCGAUUUGAUUUUUUUGAGGGGGUCAAUUUAUGAAGUUGUUUACCACAUAAAAGACAAUUUCUUAUGGAGACA
Molecule: messenger RNA, 1645 nt
Organism: Glycine soja
Lineage: Eukaryota; Viridiplantae; Streptophyta; Magnoliopsida; Fabales; Fabaceae
Product: S-adenosylmethionine synthase 3
Exons: 2
Coding region: 133-1305 (390 amino acids)
Biological process (GO): S-adenosylmethionine biosynthetic process
Cellular component (GO): cytosol
Molecular function (GO): methionine adenosyltransferase activity; ATP binding
Source: RefSeq, a predicted model, not a curated record